AUGUGCAGGGUUCGGGCGCAGUGGGUGAAGGGCUGUGAAGCAAAUGUCGAAAGCAAGAUGUGUGCCGCAAGCCUGCUCCGAGGCACGCACAAAGCGCUUGGCCUUCAGAUUGCACACCAGGGAACUGAUGCCAAGCGACGUGCCACGAGAGCCCUCCCUUUCGAGGAGAAGUCACUGGAGCACAUCCUUGGCUUUCUGCAUCCUCUGGAGGUCGCGAACAGCUCCUCUGUAUGCUUCAGAUGGCACAAUGUCACGCUGGCAGGUGCGCUCUGGCAGAAGUUUAGCCGACUUCGAUGGCCGAACGACAGUGAGGUGUUGGAAG
Molecule: messenger RNA, 322 nt
Organism: Symbiodinium sp. CCMP2456
Lineage: Eukaryota; Dinophyceae; Suessiales; Symbiodiniaceae
Source: the annotation of a GenBank genome assembly